This is a messenger RNA of Plasmodium berghei ANKA, 3333 nucleotides long. Its product is annotated as protein kinase, putative. Gene Ontology annotation, molecular function: ATP binding; protein kinase activity. The coding region runs from base 1 to 3333 and encodes 1110 amino acids. Lineage: Eukaryota; Apicomplexa; Aconoidasida; Haemosporida; Plasmodiidae. Gene Ontology annotation, biological process: protein phosphorylation; signal transduction. Gene Ontology annotation, cellular component: cytoplasm. The transcript is spliced from 15 exons. The record is from RefSeq and is a predicted model, not a curated record.
AUGCACAACAAUAGUUAUAUAGAAAAAGACAAUUUUAUAUGUUCAAAUAAUAAUGAUAACAACCAUAUAAUAAAAAAAAACACCAGUCAUAAUAUUAGUAGCACGUCUACAGGUGCUUCCACCCCUAUUAGCCAGAAUAAUGUCAUUUGCAAUAGUAGCAAUAUUAUCCUGAACAGCAAUAAGAAUAGAAGUAGCAAUAGUAACAAUUUUAGCCUGAAAAGCAAUAAAAAUAGCAAUAACAAUGUCGAUAUAUGUAAUAAUAAUAGUGGAUAUAAUGAUAAAUUAGAUCAACUAAAAGAAAUGAAUUUAGACAAUUCUGAACCCGAAAUUAACCCAAUUGAAAACAGCGAAAAUGCCCAAAAAAAUUACAUCGAAGCUUUAAGAAAGCGAAAAUCAAACCCUGAAAUAAAUUUGAAAAGAGGAGAUGAAAUAAGCAAGAAUCAAUGUUUAUUCAUUUAUGACAAUUUAAUAUUAAAAAACAAAAAUAAGAAAGUGCAAAAACUUAUAAAAAAACUGUCUAUAAAUGCCUUCAACUUAUAUUUUCCAAAAAGUUCAAAUAUCUACAACCAAAUGCCUAUGGUUUUGUCUCUGUUAAAUGGCGAUGUCGAUGACGUUUUAAUUUCCCUUAAAUAUUUAAUUGACUAUUUUGAUAAAAUAAAUUUUUUGAUAGUAAACAUUUUAAAUAAAUUAAAAAAAAAAAAAAAAAUAAAAAGUAAUCAAGUUAUUACACAUUUAAUUGACUUUAUACUAAACAAACUUUGUGAGAAAAACAUAAAUUAUAAAUACAAUAAAACAAAUAUUUUAGACUUUUACGAUAAUUUGAUGUGCCCUGGAGCAUCCUUUUUUGAAUCUGGAAUAAAGAGUGACGCUAUCAAUCUAAAAGACCUGAGGCUAAUUUAUUUUUACAAGCAUGAUAUAAAAAUCAAAAAAGAGAAAAACUUCAUCCAAAAGAAAAGUAUAGAUAUAAAUGAUAAUGAAGAAGAUAUAUUAAAUAAUUAUUUUAUAGACAAAGAUAGAAAUAUUCAUGAUUUUGUUAUAAAAAAUAGUGAGUAUGAAUUAAAUUAUAAUAAAUAUUUAAAAAAAAAAAAACAUAUAUUAACUGGCGAAAUACCAAUACCAAAUAUAUGCAUAGGUGUGAAUGAAUAUUUUAAUGAAAAAUCCAUAUUUGACUUUGAAUAUUCUGAUAUUUUUUCAAAAAAAGAUAAAAACUCUAAUGAUAUUAAUAAAUAUGUUAGGAAAUAUAUAAAAAACAAAACAAAAUGUAGCCAAAAUAACAUCUGCAAUUGUAUUACCAAUAUUAUUGUAAGUAUAGACAAUGAUGCAAAACUUCGGAACCACGUUAAUGCAGCAAAAAAUGAAACAAAAAAUAUUAAAAAUAUUUUAAUUAAGAUAAGGAAAAUUGAAAAUUUGGUGAAUAGAAUAAUUAAAUAUGAUCAUGAAAACCAAAUUAUAUAUAGCCUUGACAAGGAAGAGGAUGAAUCAGAAAAAUCAGAGUCGGAAAUAUCAGAAUCGGAAAAAUCGAACGAUGAACAAGGGGAUAUAAACUCGAAAUCGGAAAUUUUUUAUUGUGAAAAAUCUGACAAUUUCAAUUUUAGUGGCAAUAAAAUCGUUGCCCAUGAAAAAUUUCAAGAAAAAAAUGAUGAACAUGUAAUAGCAAAAGAAAUGGCAGAAGAAAUGAAAGGAAUAUAUUUGAAUAGCGACAACCCAUUGAAUAAACACAGCGAAAUAAAGAAACCUGAUCAAGAAAUGCAUAAAAAGAAAGGAAUAGGGUAUGGAAAUGAUAAUAAUGAAGGUGUCAAAAUAUGUAGAGGAAUGUGUGGCGAUAAUCUUAAAAUGUAUAAUAACGAUACAGAUAAAGAAGUUCAAGAUUUUGAUAAAAUAAAUUUAAAAGAAAAAGAAAACAAUCUAAUAAGUUGUUGCACACAAAAUGAAAAUACUAAAUAUUGUUUAAAUAAAUGUAGCGACAUUUUCAAAAGAACCUUUUCUGAAAUAUAUUCUUCUGAAGAAAAAAAAAAAAUGAAAAAACAAAAAACAAUAGACAGUUAUGAUAAUGAUAAUGGUAGUGAUGAAAGUAUAAAAACAUAUUAUUGGGAAAACCUCGAUUUUAAUUGUGUUUUUUUGGGAAGUAUAAAGAAAGGUACAUGCAGACACAAAUCCCUUCUUUUUAAAGUUCUAUGUGACGCUGUGGGAAUUCCCUGUAGAUUUAUUCGUUAUGUUAAAAAUGGGCAAGUUCAAUAUUACAACCUUGUAUUAAUUCCGUCUAUUCCUGCUCAAAAUGUCAUUGAAAUUAUUAUUCCAAUUUUUUGGGAUAAAAGAAUAAAAACAAAAUCAAAUAUUAGUGGAUACAACAAACUAUCUAUUUCAAGCUUUUUAAAUAAUAUAAAAAUGAAAUUUAGCAAUAUAGAUAAUUUUUUUCUGAGAACCUGGGAAAAUAGCACUGAGUUUAUAAAUAUAGAUGAUUAUUUUACGCUGAAAAAAAAACUCGGAAUAGGUGGUUUUGGGGAAGUAUGGAGUGUAUCAUUAAAGAGUGAUAUUGAAGAAAAUAGUUCUUUUUUUUUUUUUAGUAUAAAAAAAACUUCUCAUUUUGCUUUAAAAAUUAUGGAUAUAAACGAAUUUAAUUUGAAUGAAUCUAUUAUUAUGAGGGAAAAGGCACAUAUAAAUGUGAUUAAUUUUUAUUGUGUGUUUAAAGGAUAUCAACUAUUAACAAAUAGACAACAUGAAAAAGAGAGGAAAGAAUCUUUUUGUUUUCUUUUGGAAUUAGCAGAUACAUCAUUAGAGAAAGUUUUUUCUGAUAAAAAUGUGGCAUAUAAUUUGAAUUUUGUUCGACUAACUCUUAUGGAAAUAGCCAAUAUCAUGUCUUAUAUCCAUAAGCAAACACCAAAUCAUGAGUUUUAUAUUUAUCGAGAUUUAAAACCGGAUAAUAUUUUAAUAAAGAAUAAAAAAAUAUUAUUAACAGAUUUUAAUUUAUCGAGAAAAAUUGAUGCCGACUUUGAAUAUUUAAUGAGUCAGUGCUGUGGAACUAAAGGUCAUUUGGCUCCUGAACAAAAAAGUCUUGUUUAUGAUCAAAAAAUUGAUAUAUGGGCAUUUUCUAUUAUUAUAGCAAAAUUUUUAAAGCAUAAAAAUUUUAAUUACUUUUCUUAUGACAACUACAAAAUAGAUUUAAAGCACUUUGAGAUUCAAGACAAAUUUCUGAUCAAUCUGCUGCUCGUGUGUGUGGACGAAAGCCCGUUUAUGAGGCCCUCGUUUUCGGAGAUAUUUAGGCUAUUAUUCGAUGAGAUUAUCCGAAAUGAACUUGAAGAAUAUUAUAGAGGAAGAACGUUGCACGAUUUUUAA